AAGGGAAAAACUGGUUGUCAAACUCAAACAAUAAGAAAAAAGACAAGUGAAAAAAUAGAGGGGGAAAGAGGAGAAGAAAAAGUACAUAGUGUCAAACCCACCAAAAAAGCCCUACACUCCCCCCAAACCUCUCCAUUUUGCUCUCUCCCUCUUCUCUUCUUCCUCUCUCUCUCCUCUUCUCUUCUCCCCCCUUUUCUUUCUCUGUCCUCUUUCUUCGUAGAUCAAUUCAAAGUUCCCAUCCUUUUCCCAAUUUCAUCAUUAUCCCUAAAUCAAUUUUACCCAAUUUCCCUCUUUUUUUCUUCUAGGGUUUUUAUGAAUUCUUCCCAAUUCAUACAGAAACGUUAAUUUGAUUGAGGAAACGUCGUUUUUGUUUGUUGUUGAAGUUGGGGUUUGAUUUUUUAGGGUUUGGAGGAGGGGGUGUGAAAAUGAGCGGUGGGGUUAGGGCGUCGUCAACAAUCCCUAACAAUGUGAAAAAGACGAUCCAGAACAUCAAAGAGAUCACUGGAAAUCACAGUGAUGAAGAAAUUUAUGCAAUGCUUAAGGAUUGUUCUAUGGAUCCUAAUGAAACCACUCAAAAGCUCCUCCUUCAAGAUACCUUCCAUGAAGUGAAAAGGAAAAAAGAUCGGAAAAAAGAGAACCAGACUGGCCGAGAUAUUGUUGAUUCAUGGUGGAGACCUGGUCCUCCAGGACGGGGUGAUCGUGGUGGACGGGGUAAUUUUACAUCUCGUUAUGCCGCACCAGAUGCUGGUGGUGGAAGAAGUAUUCCUGCUAAGGAGAAUGGAAUCGCCCAAUCUUCUAACAAAGCUGGAUCUAUUUCAUCUCCUCCAGUUCAGGAGACAAAGAGAAAAGAAGAUCGAAGCUCUGUGAUAGAGAUGCCCAAUGGUCCAGUUAAUGUAGUUUCAGGGGGUAAUAAAGGUGCCAACACCUUAAGUGGUGCCAAGGAACUUGAGCCACAGGCACGGAGUGGUGGAAGCAAGAAAUCGAACAUGGUGUCUGGAGUAAAUGUGGAAUCUAUUUUGGCAGCAACCUCCCCAGCUGUUGGUUCUAAUGAUACAGAUGUCCCUGCUGGUGCUGGCACCAUUAAACGUGAUGUUGGAAUCCAGCACUCGCAUGUGGAGCCAAAUUCAAAUACUUCUCCUGAAAACAAAUCAAAUGCUGGCAAAGUGGGUGCCAAGUCACAUGCUGUGAAGAAUCAGUCUACAGAAUUGUUGCAACCUUCAUCAUUGAGUCAUGGAAGCUCAAGUAGACCUUCCUCUAACUAUGGUAGUCGUUCACAGCAAGCUUUGGGCUCUCAAAAAGUGGGGCCGAAUAAGGAGUGGAAGCCAAAGGUGACCAACACAAAUACUGUUCAAGGACUUAAGACACCAGCUGCACCUGAAGGUUCCAAUAAAUUAGCUGAAUCUUUUGCAGACACUCAAUCUGUGGAAAACAUAACUGAUUCAGCUUGUGCUACCAACAAGCUAGAGAAGGAGCUGGAAGGUCUACUACAUGUGAAGGAUGCUCAGCAUGUUAUUAUUCCAAACCACAUACAUGUACCUGAUGCUGUGCGGACUGGUUUGAGUUUUGGAAGCUUUGAUGCUACCUUUGUUAUUGCUUCAAAAACCUCCAGCGAAUCUGAGGCUGAAAACUUGAAAUCUGUUUCUGAGACAGAACAGGCAAUUGAAGAAACAGUGGAGGAGGCUGCUAGUCAGAGCACAUUGUCACCUGAAGAGGAAGUUGAUUAUGUUGGUUCACAAUCGCCUAAGCCUGAGGAGAACUUGUCAUCUGGUGAUGUCAACGCUCCAUCUAAUUCAGUACCUGAUUUCAGUGACUCAAAGGAGACAGUUAGUGGUCCUCAGCAUUCUAAUGUCCAUACUUCUACCCAUUAUAAUUUUGGUCUGUUGCCGCCAAUGCUUGGCAACCCAUUAGGAUCACCAGAGGCCUCAGAGACACAACUUCGUGAUGCUUCUAGAGCUUCUAGCUUUGUAAUACAACAACCAGUGGAUCCUUCAAGCUUCUAUGCCCAAUUUUAUCGCUCUGGAGCAGACAGUGAUGGCCGUGUGUCCCCCUUUCCUGCACAUUUAGCUGCUGCGAAGUACAAUGGGAAUGUGGCAGUCCUGCCUUCACAAACUCCAACAGAGGGUGGAAAUUCUAUGGUCUUGUCAACAGCAGCUCAAACACCACUUGUAACUCAAGCUGCUGGUGUGAUGCCAAACUCAAUAGGUGUCACUCAACAGCCAAUGCCUCAUUUCCGCCAACCAGCUGGAGUUCAUAUACCACAUUACCCUCCAAAUUAUCUUCCCUAUGGCCAUUAUUUUCCUCCAUUUUAUGUCCCACCUCCUGCCAUGCAUCAGUUUCUUGGUAAUCAUCAUGCAUUUCCUCAGCAAGCUCAGCCUGGCAAUGUAUAUCCAGCACAACCUGCUCCUGCGGUGGGCCCUACAGCAGUUAAAUUUCCAAUGUCUCAGUAUAAGCCAGCAAGUAAUACUGGGAACUCAAUGCACAUGGGUAUAGGUGGAGGUUAUGGACCAUAUGGGGCCUCACCAGUUGGUUACAGUCCUGUUUCAGCUUCUACAGCUGGAAAUUCAACAGCAAAUGAGGAUCAUGCUGCAUCCCAGUAUAAGGAUAAUAAUAUGUAUAUCACUGGGCAACAGAGCGAAGGUUCAACUGUCUGGAUUCCUGCACCAGGUCGUGACAUUGCCAAUUUACCAGCAAACUCUUUCUACAAUCUUCCUCAAGGUCAGCAUGUGACUUUUGCACCUACACAGGCUGGCCAAGGUACCUUUGCCGGCAUCUACCAUCCUGCUCAAGCAGUUACAGCAGCUAGUGUGCAUCCCUUUCUACAACAAUCCCAGGCCAUGCCUGGGGCUGUUGAUAUGGCGGGUGCGACAGCUAAUGUUUAUCAACAAUCUCAACAUGCACAAAUGAAUUGGCCAAAUAACUACUGAUCUGGAGCGAGUGCUCUUUUCUUGUAAGCUCGACAAGAUCUUUUGAUGGUGGGAGUUCUCUGGGAUUGAUAAUUGCUGAAAAUAUCAAAAAGAUUAUAUGGGGGUUGUAUGUGAGGACAUAACAUCAUAAAAGCAGGCCGAAGGAUUAGCCAAAGGUAUCUUCUGGUGGUGCUAAUAGCAUAAAAUUGGGGUAUAGAAUGACAAUCUGCCAUUGACUAAAUAUUACAAAUUUUUAGCUAGCUUGGGGGGUGAUAUGAGCAGGUUUCUUUUUCAUUCUGUUGGUAUAUGGUUUUCUGAUCUUCCCCAGUCAUAUUUAAAGUUUUUGUUUUUUAAAAGAAAAAAAUUCAAGUUUUGUAUUAGAAUUUACUUGAGUGACUGGCAAGGUAUUUUUCGAAGUUUAUGAAGGUUAGGAUUUAUAAAGAGAGGUCUAAGAUGUAGGUUAGUUGGAUUGGAUUCCCCUUUUUCUCCAUUUUCUUCUUUCUGUUCUCUUAUCUGUAAAGUGAAUUUUGUUGGGAAGAAGAGGAUGUAUUGAAUGAACUGAAAUUGUUGUAUUUGGUAUUAAGCAAAAGCAGCUCGCAAUUGUCUCA
Messenger RNA from Chenopodium quinoa (quinoa), 3511 nucleotides. RefSeq names its product GBF-interacting protein 1-like. Bases 426 to 2924 code for a protein of 832 amino acids. Lineage: Eukaryota; Viridiplantae; Streptophyta; Magnoliopsida; Caryophyllales; Amaranthaceae. The transcript is spliced from 11 exons. The record is from RefSeq and is a predicted model, not a curated record.